UUCCAUUGGGUCGCUGGCGAUUAAAGACAGCUCCCACGUUGCCCCCGGUGGGCGCGAACAGCCUUUUGCAAGACUUUGAUCGGCUGCGCGAUGCCGACUGGCGAGUCGUGCGUGCUGUGUCAAAUGUCGCCCGCUGUUCGGCGGCGCCAGCGGGCGAUUAAGCUCAUUUGCAUAGUGGUUAUCACCAUGACAUCAGAGUCAGCCAAUUCGCGCCGCCCAGAGACCACUCGUGGCUGUUGCUGCUGUCGCCACAGGCUAUCUCCGGCCCCAGAGAACCCAGGUCUGGGGGGAACUUCUGCAUGUCUUGGUCAGAUCAGUGCAGCAAUAGUCUGAACAUGCCAUGGCAAUGAGAGAAUUCCGUCAUCAUCUUUUGGUGUUUGGGCUCUCGCCGUGUCCAGCGAAGUCCGUGGCCGGAUGCAGGCAAGGGUUACGGCCCGGGGCAACUUGGAGGCUCAGGGAUGGGGCUCUAUUUCCGGUGGGUGUGUGCUAUUGCCGAUGGAGGACGGCAAGCUAGCGUGCAAUUGCAGAUCAGGGUUUUUCUCUUCUGGGUGGGUGUUGUGGUG
Messenger RNA from Ilyonectria robusta, 563 nucleotides. RefSeq lists its product as uncharacterized. Lineage: Eukaryota; Fungi; Ascomycota; Sordariomycetes; Hypocreales; Nectriaceae. The coding region runs from base 91 to 333 and encodes 80 amino acids. The record is from RefSeq and is a predicted model, not a curated record. The transcript has a single exon.